Molecule: messenger RNA, 3643 nt
Organism: Xenopus laevis (African clawed frog)
Lineage: Eukaryota; Metazoa; Chordata; Amphibia; Anura; Pipidae
Product: E3 ubiquitin-protein ligase TRIM39-like
Exons: 2
Coding region: 16-1605 (529 amino acids)
Source: RefSeq, a predicted model, not a curated record
UUCCUGAUUUCAGUGAUGGCGGCUGCUGAUCUGAGAGACGAGCUGAGCUGCUCCAUCUGCCUGAGCAUUUAUACUGAUCCUGUAUCCCUGCCGUGUGGCCAUAACUUCUGCCGGGUCUGUAUUGGGACAACAUGGGACACCCAGGAGGGAUCUGGGGCUUAUUCCUGCCCUGAAUGUAGAGCAGAGUAUCAGGAGCGCCCUGCCCUGCUCAGGAACAGAACUCUGGGUAACAUAGCAGAGAGAUUCCUUCCAACUGAGACAGAGCCGGGGGAGACUGGGAUCUUCUGCACCUACUGUGUCCUCUCUCCUGUACCUGCUGCUAAAUCCUGUCUCCUGUGUGAGGCUUCUCUGUGUGAUAUCCACCUGAGGGGGCACAGCAAGUCAGCAGAACAUGUACUGACCCAACCCACCGACUCCUUUAUGGGGAGAAAAUGUUCUGUACAUCACAAGGUUCUGGAGUAUUUCUGCUGUGAGGAGUCUGUCUGUGUCUGUGUGUCCUGCUGUCUGGCCGGAGAGCACAGGGGCCACAGGGUGGAGCUGCUGAGUGAGGCCUCUGAGAAGAAGAAAGAGAAACUGAGGAAAGUUCUGGAGAAACUGAGGCCAGAGAGAGAGGAGACUGAGAGAGGAGCCCAGAGACUGCAGGAGCGCAGGAGAGAAGUGGCAGAAAAAGCAGCCGGUGAGACAGAGAGAGUCACUGCCCUGUUUAGAGACAUCAGGGAACAGCUGGAAGCCCUAGAGAAGCGACUCCUGAGUGACAUCUCCAGCCAGAAAGAGAAGUUCUCACUCACACUCACUGAUCUAAUGGAUCAGCUGGAAAUAAAGAAGGACGAGCUGUCCAGGAAGAUCCGUCACAUUGAGGAGCUGUGCAACAUGGCAGAUCCACUCACUGUCCUACAGGAACGGGAAUCACAUGGAGCUGCAGAUAAUGAGGGGGGCAGAGAGAGACAUGAUAUAAAGGUCCCUGCUGUAGGGGAUCUGGAUGUGGAUCUGAUCUCAGAGACAUUACUCACAGGCUUAGCUGCAAUUGUGACUGGGGUAAAGGGAAGGUGGAUCUAUGGGCAGGAGGCUACAGACCUGUUACUGGAUAUAAACACGGCUGGGAAUGAUGUAUCUGUAUCAGGGGACAGGAAAUCUGCUUCCUACUCACUCACAGACCAGUGUCACCCACAAACCCCAGAGAGAUUUCAGGAUUCUCAGACUUUAAGCAGCAGGAGUUUCCCCUCAGGGCGACAUUACUGGGAAGUGGAGGUCAGUGAAUCAGAGAACUGGGGGGUAGGGGUGGCCUAUCCCAGUAUAGAGAGGGGAGGGGGUCAGUCCUGGAUUGGGGAUAAUAACAAGUCCUGGUGUUUGUGCAGAUGGAAUAAUAACUAUACAGUGACACAUGACAGUAAAUACACAGCGUUACCCCACGUUCCUUCCUGCAGGAGAAUCAGGAUCUCAUUGGACUAUGAGGCCGGACGUCUGUCCUUUUAUGAGCUGAGUGAGCCAAUCAGACACUUACACACCUUCACUGCCACAUUCACUGAGCCUCUUCAUGCUGCAUUCAGGGUAGGGUGGAGUGAUGAUGAUGAUGAUGAUGGCAGCUGGGUAAGAAUCAUUAGUUAGGGAACUGCCCAGCAGGAAACCCAUUGCCAGAGUUGCCCUUAGCCAAGUGAUGGCAGGGAAGGAAAGGAGACACAUAGAUGUUGGCCAGUCUGCCCUAACAAACACAGGAUAACUAUUUCACUUAGUAGAUCAGCUAAAUUCAAUAUCUGUCUCACCAGCAGUGUCAGACUGGGCUGGUGUGACACCGGGAAAAAUCCUCAGGGGCCCCGCCGGCCCAGACCUGCUCCCCCUUAUCGGGCUCCCUAUUAAACAACCACUUGUGCCGCUGUGUCUCUGCGCAGAAAUGCAAAGGGAAGCCGGGAGGGGACCCCCAGUGACUGCCUGGAGGGGCCUUCAUAUUGCAGUCCUGUGGGCCCCCAUUGCUCCAGUCCGACCCUGCUCACCAGAAUGACAUUUAUUGCUAUUUUUGUAUCCUUAGAGUUUUUCUCAGGACAUAACUUUUAAAGUGCCCCCUCUUCCCAAUAACAUUUCCUAUUCGCUGUCGUCAGUUCUCUCCCCUGUAUCUCUCUUUCCCAGCCCUCCUCUAUCAACCUCUAUCAAUGUCCCACCUUCUGUUCAUAGUGGGAAUGUGUUGCACUAGUGUGUAAAGUGUGGGCUCAUGGAUGUGUAUAACUGUCUAUAGAAAUGGAGAGAUCUAUAGCAAACGUGAUAUGUUGUGUGUCCCUACAUUAUAUCACAGUGAUAUAGACUGAGCAACUUGCAGCCAUAUAAAUCACUUUACUUAUCUAAGGAGAAACAUACAGUUUGUCAGUUACAUAAUGAGCCGCCGGUCCUGAGAAAUAAUGGAACAAUGACAUUGGCAUUAAGCUUUUCCUUUUCAUUGGUCAGAUCUGGUAAGAUCUCAGCCAGGAGCCAAUGGCACAUGUUGGACAAGGAAUUAGAGGGAACCUGUCCCGAGGGAAAGUUCUCAGCCUUUAUGGCCUUCCUAUAUAUUUAUCUUUCUUUCCUAAUAAUAACUAUGGCUUUAAAGGAGAUGGAAAGCUUCAGGUUUCUUCUAUCUUCAAAUUUCCCAGGGCAGACGCUCAAUAGAGCAAAAAGCCGAACUUUAAGGGGGUUCUGAACCCUGCUUCACUGCACUGCUCAACCAAACUUUACUAAGUUAUGGCUGGACUACAAAUCCCACAAUACUAUACUAUAUAAUGAAGGUUGAGGCAUGCUGGGAGCUGUAGUCCAGCACCAUCAGGGUUGUAUUCUUAAAGCAACAUUGCACAAUUCAAUUUUUCCAAAACUUUUCCCCAAAUCACCAUGGACGGCGGCUGCAUUAAUAUGCAAAAAAUUCUCCAAUGAGAAUCCCAGCUGAUCUGUAUAAACCUGACUCCCUGUUCUUUGUUCCUGUUAUUGGAGUUAGAAGCUUUAAGCACUAUUUCCCAGCACUGAACAAGUCUGUUCUUUAUCCGUGUAAUAUAAUGAUGAAAUAAAAUGACACAAUUAUCUCUAUAUGUAAGAUAACAGCAAGAUGUCUGACAUGGUGUUAGGAAUCAGCAUUCUUAUUGGUCAGUUUUUUUGCAUUCAUAAUGAAGCUUUUGAUCAGUAGAAUUCUUAUUGGUGGAUUUUCUUGCAUCUAUAAUUAUGAUUUUCAGUAACUUCUAUAGAAAACUAUGGGGUGCUGGGGGUCGGUAUUACAGUUGGGUUUACAACCCCUUUAAUUAAAAAGUUGUCUAUUCAGGUAAGUACAUGCAAUCAUUUGGGGGUGGCUAACUUUUGGCACCCCAAGUUAGAAGACCUUUCCUUCUCCUUUAAGCAUCAUUUUUACAGGCCAGACAGAGAAAUAGCCACCAGUUUGUAACCAUAUCCCAAACAUUUUUAGAUCAGCACUUCCCCUGUCUCAGGCAGGAUCCAAUGGUCCAUAUUAGAGCUGGGGAGGCAGGAGAAGAAGUUACUCACAGGAUUCUCCAGAGCCGUCAGACAGUAACACACGGAUGUCAAUUAUCUUUAAUUAAACUUUGUAUUACCGCACACCUCCUUCCACUUUUUCUGCGUAGUGGUGCUGGUCCACCGUUGACCUUGCCAGGUCACCUUAAUGCUUUGUAUUUUCGAA